CCCUCCCCGGUCCCUCCCCGUCCCCCCCGCCCCUCGGGGCUCCCUCCCCGCGCCCGUCCCGCGGCGUUUCUCUCGGUGCCCGGUGCCAGAGCGGCGGGACGGGCCAUGGGGAAGGAUUAUUACCGCACGCUGGGGCUGUCCCGGGGCGCCUCCGCCGCCGAGAUCCGCCGCGCGUACCGGCGGCAGGCGCUGCGCUGCCACCCGGACAAGGACCGGUCCCCCGGCGCCGAGCAGCGCUUCAAGGAGGUGGCGGAGGCGUACGACGUGCUCAGCGACCCCAAAAAACGGGAGAUCUUCGACAAGGCUGAAAGGGGGAGCCCCGACCCCCGGCCCGGGGGGCUCCACCGGCCCCACCUUCACCUACACCUUCCGCGGAGACCCCCACGCCAUGUUCGCCGAGUUCUUCGACGGCCGCAACCCCUUCGACACCUUCUUCGCGCAGCGCAGCGGCGACGAUGAGGACGGCGAGGAGGCCUUCAACACCUUCCACGUGGGCGGCUUGGGCGGCGUCAGCUUCCCGCGGGCGCGGGGCGCCGAGGGCCGCCGGCAGGACCCCCCCGUGCUCCACGAGCUGCGCGUGUCGCUGGAGGAGAUCUACAGCGGCUGCACCAAGAAGAUGAAGAUCUCCCACAAGCGCUUGGGACCCGACGGGAAGACGGUGAGGAACGAGGACAAGAUCCUGACCAUCGAGGUGAAGAGAGGUUGGAAGGAGGGCACCAAGAUCACCUUCCCCAAGGAGGGCGACCAGACCCCCAACAACAUCCCGGCCGACGUGGUCUUCGUGCUCAAGGACAAACCGCACGACGUGUUCCGCCGCGACGGCUCCGACAUCGUCUACCCGGCCGAGAUCAGCCUGCGCCAGGCUCUGUGUGGCUGCUCCCUGACUGUCCCCACGCUGGACGGCCGCUCCAUCCCGCUGCACUUCCAGGACGUGCUCCGGCCGGGGGUCCGCCGCCGGCUGCCCGGGGAGGGGCUGCCGCUGCCGCGCUGCCCCGAGCGCCGCGGGGACCUCCUGAUCGAGUUCCAGGUCACCUUCCCCGAGAGGAUCCCGCCCGCCUCCAAACCCCUCCUGGAGCAGCUCCUGCCCCCCUAGGGACCCCAAAACUCCCGGGGGGACCCCCGAGACAGGGACGGGGCCGGGGGGGGCGAUGGGG
Molecule: messenger RNA, 1154 nt
Organism: Taeniopygia guttata (zebra finch)
Lineage: Eukaryota; Metazoa; Chordata; Aves; Passeriformes; Estrildidae
Gene: DNAJB1
Product: DnaJ heat shock protein family (Hsp40) member B1
Biological process (GO): negative regulation of transcription by RNA polymerase II
Cellular component (GO): cytosol
Molecular function (GO): Hsp70 protein binding; transcription corepressor activity
Source: RefSeq, a predicted model, not a curated record